This is a messenger RNA of Drosophila simulans, 1651 nucleotides long. RefSeq lists its product as uncharacterized. NCBI's taxonomy places the organism in Eukaryota, Metazoa, Arthropoda, Insecta, Diptera, Drosophilidae. The record is from RefSeq and is a predicted model, not a curated record. Gene Ontology annotation, molecular function: calcium ion binding. The transcript is spliced from 2 exons. Bases 158 to 1459 code for a protein of 433 amino acids. Gene Ontology annotation, biological process: negative regulation of protein sumoylation.
CUCAUCUCAGUUCAUCUGAUCUCGCAAAGUGAAUGGACAUCGGUCAGCCGAGAACUUUUCGCGCAGUUUGUGUAUAAAUAGUGUCGUUGGGUCUGGUUUGGAAACAGAAUCAACUUUGGAUUAAUCUAGCAGACAUCGUCUUGGAUCUUCUGGAAAAAUGAAAUUCUUUGUCAUUGCCUUUGCUGUGAUCGCAGCUGCCUCGGCGGCCUCCAUUGCCACGGAUUACCUGCCGCCAGUGGACAACAACCUGGAAUCUGCCUCCGAUCUCGUGGAGGUGCCCGCCGAGCAGGGAGUUCUCUCCGACGAUGGAUACCGCUACAAGACCGUGCGCCGCCUGAAGUUGCGCCACCGUCGUGAUGUGAACGAGCUCCCCUCCGGUGAAUACCUGCCCCCUGUGGAGGAGUCCGCCUCCGAGUCUUUUGGCGUCGAGACUCCUCUGGCUGAUGAUGGCUACCGUUACAAGACCGUCCGCCGUGUGAUCCGUCGUCGUCGCGACGUGAAUGAGCUCUCUGCCGAGUACCUGCCUCCCGUUGAGGAGUCGGCUUCUGAUUCUAUUGCCGUCGAGACUCCCCUGGCUGAUGAUGGCUACCGUUACAAGACUGUCCGUCGUGUGAUCCGUCGUCGUCGUGAUGUUUCCGAGCUGUCCCCUGAGUACUUGCCCCCUGUUGAGGAGUCGGCUUCUGAUGCUUUUGCCGUCGAGACUCCCCUGGCUGAUGAUGGCUACCGUUACAAGACUGUCCGUCGUGUGAUCCGUCGUCGUCGUGAUGUCUCCGAGCUGUCCCCUGAAUACCUGCCCCCUGUUGAGGAGUCCGCCUCUCAGGCUAUUGCUGUGGAGACCCCUCUUGCUGAUGAUGGCUACCGUUACAAGACCGUCCGUCGUGUCAUCCGCCGCCGUCGUGAUGUCAAUGAGCUCCCUUCUGCUGAGUACCUGCCCCCUGUUGAGGAGUCCGCCUCUCAGGCUAUUGCUGUGGAGACCCCUCUGGCUGAUGAUGGAUACCGCUACAAGACUGUCCGUCGUGUGAUCCGUCGCCGUCGUGAUGUGAACGAGCUGUCCGCCGAAUACCUGCCCCCUGUUGAGGAGUCCGCCUCUCAGGCUAUUGCCGUGGAGACCCCUCUUGCUGAUGAUGGCUACCGUUACAAGACCGUCCGUCGUGUCAUCCGCCGCCGUCGUGAUGUCAAUGAGCUCCCUUCUGCUGAGUACCUGCCCCCCGUUGAGGAGUCCGCCUCCGAGGCUAUUGGUGUGGAGACCCCUCUGGCUGAUGAUGGAUACCGCUACAAGACCGUGCGUCGUGUGAUCCGUCGCCGCCGUGAUGUCUCUGAGCUGCCUUCCGGCGAGUACCUGCCCCCCGUGGAGGAGGCCGCCUCUGCCAUCAUUGAUGUGCCCGCCGAGCAGACCGUCCUGGCCAGCGAUGGCUACCGCUACAAGACCGUCCGUCGUCUGAAGCUCCGUCGCCACUAAGCCGCCGAUUGUGUCACCUCCCACCGCAGCAUUUGAGAUUUUCGAGGAUGUUUUUCCAGAAGAAGUCCUGACUUUGACAGUCUCAAAGUGAAACUAACAAUAAGUCGAGCGUAUUAGUCAAUUUGAAUCCACUAUGAACAACCCGAGUACAAACCCGAACUAACAAUAAUAAAAACAUUUUUAAAACAAAAA